GACACAGACUAAAUUUUCGACUAUGAAUUUCUUGUUUAGUCAUCACGGUUCUGGACCCCGAGUGCUCUCAGAUCUUUCCCAGGUUUUUCGUAUUACUGUCGGUCAUCGUGUUGAAGCUGUGUGAGUCUGCCCCCAAGUGUUGCAACUACACUGCAACUGGCCAAAUCACAGCCUUUUUCUUCAUUUUAAGUUCUGCUCAUUAAAAAAACAAAACAACUUUUAAGUAGGGAAACUGUAACUACAAAUGACAGCCCAUAAAAGUCAGUGUGUUUUUUUAUCUAAAGUAGUAGUAGCAGCUCCUGUAGCCUCUCCUGGGUGCCUAUUCUUGGAAUUUCCCGAGAGCGCUUGAAUGCAGCAUUUCUUUCUUUUUAAAUGUCUCUUCUUUUUUACGUCUUUAAAUACAUUUUUAAUACUACGGCAAUGGCAACGCCGUUACCAGUCAUGAGUAACAUCAUGGCGCAGACAGGGACGACAAUUGCUUUACUAUUUACAUCAACGCGCGUUCACGCGAGCCGGAUGCUCGUCCACUUGGCGCCCAUCAAAGUGCAACAGCGUCUGUGGAAAAACUUCAAGAGCACUUUGUGGUUGUAAUAUCGACCCGAACACGAAUAAACUGCGCUGACAAGUGAAAGAUGUGGAAGUCAGUCGUGGGCCACAAUGUGAACAUGAAGGUGGCUGCAGAGGGGGACGACUGGGAGACAGACCCUGACUUUGAGAAUGACGUUUCAGAGCAGGAGCAGCGGUGGGGAGCCAAGACCAUCGAGGGCUCGGGACGUAAAGAACACAUCAGUGUUGCAGAGCUCAGAAGCAAGGUGGCUGUGGAGCAUGAGCAGGUGAAGGAGAAAGAGCACAUUCCCAAAGCAUCCUACGGAUAUGGAGGGAAGUUUGGAGUGGAGAAGGACCGAAUGGACAAGGUGGCUGUGGGUCACAACUACGUGGCACAGGUCGAGCAGCACUCUUCCCAGAAAGAUGCGGCACGAGGGUUUGGCGGGAAAUUUGGUAUUCAGAAAGACCGUGUGGAUAAGUCUGCCAUGGGCUUUGAAUACAAAGGGGAAGUGCAGCAACAUGCAUCUCAGAAAGAUUAUUCUAAGGGGUUUGGAGGAAAGUACGGGGUGGAGAAGGAAAAAGUCGACAAGGCCGCUUUGGGGUACGACUACAAAAGUGAGACAGAGAAGCACCAGUCGCAAAAAGACUAUGCUAAGGGAUUUGGAGGAAGGUACGGGGUGGAGACAGAGAAAGUGGACAAAGCAGCUUUGGGGUACGACUAUAAAGGAGAAACUGAGAAGCAUCAGUCACAAAAAGAUUAUUCAAAAGGAUUCGGAGGGAAGUUUGGCGUUGAGAAGGAGAAAGUAGAUAAAGCAGCCUUGGGCUAUGAUUAUAAGGGUGAGACGGAGAAACAUCAGUCACAAAAAGAUUAUUCAGCAGGUUUUGGUGGUCGCUAUGGAGUGCAGAAAGAUCGCAUGGAUAAGAGUGCAGCCGGCUUCUCAGAAAUGGACUCCCCUACCUCUGCUUAUGAAAAAACACAACCGUUUGAGGCCUCAAGUGCAGGUGCAGGAAAACUGAAGGCACGUUUUGAGAGCAUGGCCAAGGCUUCAGACGAAGAAAACAGGAAGAAAGUAGAAGAAGAGAGAGCGAGGAGACAGGCCAGAGAGAAGAGAGAGCGAGAGGAGGCCAAACGCAGACAGCAGGAACAGAGCAGCAGAGAGGAGGAAGUUUGUCCACCCCCUGUUCCAGAUGAAGAUCCAGAGUAUGACAUGCCACCACCAGAAAUACACCACCACAUGCCAGAGAUCCAAGAAACACCAGAGCCAGACCCAGAGCCAGAGCCAGAGCCAGAAGAUGAACCUGAGUAUGAAGAACCCCCGGCCCUGCCUCCACGCUCAGAUGAUUUCCUCGAACCGGAUGCCCCCCUGCUACCUGACAGGUCAGCAGAGGUGGAGGAGGAUGAAGCAGAGUAUGAGGAACUUGCUGAACCACCUGCUCCUCCGCUGACAGGUGAGGAAUACGACUACGAAGACCUGACGUGUGGCCAGGAGGCAGUAGCAAUUUACGACUAUCAGGGAGAGGCGGAUGAUGAGAUCUCCUUCAACCCAGAUGACGUGAUCACCAACAUAGAGAUGAUCGAUGAAGGCUGGUGGAAGGGACAGUGUCACGGACGCAUUGGUCUGUUCCCGGCUGCUUACGUUCAGCUGAUGCAGUGAGCGACAAGCUCACGCAGUUGUUUCAAGCUUCACUUAAACAAUCCCAGGUUUCUUAGGUUGUUCAAUAGAGGGAAUUUAGCACUCUAUAGAGAUAAUAAAUCACAGCAAACCUGUGCCAAAAAGGUUUCCAAUCAGCUGAUUUCAAUCCUUACUGUAAAUCUCGCUUAGGGUCUGCGGCAGUGAGUUUAUUGGGGUAGUAUGACCACCAAAUCUAUUUUAAUGGCAAGAAAAUACAUCUUGUGUCUGCAAUAAACUCAUUGGAGUCAAUAAAUUAUUCUAUAGGCAGGAUUCUUUGUGUUGUUUGUAUGGCAACAUCCUUUAUUACUAUCUAUUAUCAUUAUCACCUUUCACUGGAAUUGAAUGUAAUUGUGAUCAUAUGUGACUCGAAACAAAGUUUGGUUAAAACUGGGGGGGGGGUGGUUAUACACGUGAGAAGCAUUUUAUCUACAACACGGCUGAUUCAAUAAUGAUUUUGCGUAUCCGUUCUACAUCAUGGUAUAUGCAGCAAAAUUGGAAAAAUAUUCCACAUUAAUUUAGAGAUUCUGAUGAGAGAGAUAAGACGAAAUGAGGGGAAAAAUGGGGGAUAUGCAACAAAUAUCCCCAGUCUCCCCCGAAGCUGAGCCACGAGGCCAGUAAUACUAAUUUUAAACAUAUUGCCCAGUCUUAAAUGUUAGAAAAAAAAAAAUAUAUAUAUAUUAUAUAUAUAUAUAGUGAACAAUGCAAGCCAUGAAUCUGAGAAUAAUUUUUUAUCAGAAUAUGAAAAGAUGUAAAUUGUAGUAGAGAAUAUAUGACAAUCACCUGCAGUGCUAUGAUGUAUUAAGACAAGCUAAAGGCAGACGUAUUUUGCACAAGUCUGAUUUUCUUAAACUUGUCCUAACAUUAAGAUGCAGCUGCCGUUCCAUACGAACCAACAUGUUCCUUCGGUGACAUACUUUACAAUAACAUGCUCUGUGGCACAACCAUGAGUCGUGUAAUCCACUGCACUGAAUGAGAUCCAACAGUAGAAAGUGGCAGUUAUCAUGUAUAAAUAAAUACAUGAAAUGAU
Xiphias gladius (swordfish) is the source of this 3246-nucleotide messenger RNA. RefSeq names its product hematopoietic cell-specific Lyn substrate 1 (gene hcls1). The transcript is spliced from 16 exons. Gene Ontology annotation, cellular component: cortical actin cytoskeleton; plasma membrane; actin filament. Gene Ontology annotation, molecular function: actin filament binding. Lineage: Eukaryota; Metazoa; Chordata; Actinopteri; Istiophoriformes; Xiphiidae. Gene Ontology annotation, biological process: regulation of actin filament polymerization. The record is from RefSeq and is a predicted model, not a curated record. Bases 633 to 2201 code for a protein of 522 amino acids.